Molecule: messenger RNA, 1458 nt
Organism: Moneuplotes crassus
Lineage: Eukaryota; Ciliophora; Spirotrichea; Euplotida; Euplotidae
Source: the annotation of a GenBank genome assembly
CUGGAGCAACAAAACCUUCGAAGAAAGACUAUCAACAUCGCUAUAAGACCAAGAACUCAAGAAGCAGUAAUGCCUACUCAAGAAGAUUCUGAUCUUAAAUAAAAGAAAUAGUUCAUACGAAACUCCAAUGCAAAUUCAGUUAAAAUAAGUUAAAUAAAAAUGAACAUAUCGCAAGAAGAACUAAAAAGAAAGAGGAGAAGAAGAAUAAAACUACAAUCUGUAGAAAAGGUGAUAAAAUCCUAAAACAAAUGCAAAAAUUGACUAAAUAAGUUACAAGCCAGAGGCUACAAGAAAAUGGUCCAGAAAGGAUACCUCUCAACUUCAAUGACUAAUAUUUAUACCGCAGGUGAGACACCUGCUGGGGGAGGAUCAGUUUAUUCAAAGACUCCUAAUGAAAGAAAUAAGAAGAGGCUGCAGAGUGCGGUUAGACCAAAGAAGACAGACACAAGUCUCAUAAGCUAUGCUUCCAAUAAAAGAGUGUCUAGGAUGAAUAAAGGACUUGUGCAGACAAACAACUUCAUUAACCCCAUUUCUUACGAUGUCAAGGAGCAUAAGGAGUUUUGUAACCUCACACUUUAUUUGAACGAUUAUCAACGCAUGAGAGAAGGAUCUACUCAGAAAAAUAACAAUAGGAACAAGACGAGAAAUGGAAAUAGGCAGAGAGGAUUCGAUCUAGAUUUCGAAAGUUAUAAGAAAAUGAAAGUCCAAAACACUUAUUCGUAUUUGUAUAAAACAGAUGUCAAAGCUAACUUACUUAAAAUGGCUAAGAAAUACUCUAAAAGAAUCGCUGAUAAUGAUGACACAAUUCUGACGGAAGAGGACACUCAACAGCUUAAGCAAGAGAUUAAAAAGAUUAAGGCAGUUCCAAGAAGAGAUAGGCCAAUUCUGAAUUAAGUCUUCCUUCGAAUUUGACUCAACUGUCGGAGAUCCGUCUUCUAAUCAUAAACGGAGACCCCACACUUCCAAAGUGUUUGAGUCUAGAAGGACUCGUCUCAGAAGUAAACCUGCCGAUUCCUGAAUCAAACCCAAGAGUGGUCUCAAGCUCAACCAGAGCCACAACAAAAAUAAUGGAGAGCGUUCAACAGCUUCGAACUUGCUUCUCAAGUCUGUGGACGAAGUGUCACCUCUCGGAAGAACCAGAGUCAAAAAGCGAAUGAAGCGAGCCAAAACAAAAGGUCUCAGCAAGAAGCCCCACAAAAUCAUCCAGAUGUGUAAGAGCCAGCUGGACGACACCAAGCUUUUCAAGAAGAAAUACGAGAAAGUCAUCAAGAACGACACCAAAACCUUUACCAAGUUGAAGAUCGACGCUUUGAAAAUCCAAUCAGACAUUGUCCUCCAAAACUUUCUGUACUCGCGGAUGAAGAAGAAACUGACUCGCAAAGAUUUCUAGGCAGACUAUCAGACAAGAGCAGUUCAAUGAUGCAGCACUUCAAAUCUUAAGUUGACACACUUCAAUAU